GGCGGGGACACCCCAGCGGAAAGGCCCGCCGCCAUCUUGGAUCGCGGGUGCCUGUGAGGGAAGAGGAGGGGCGGCGGCGACGAAAGAGGGAAGAAGAAGGAGAAGGAAGAGGAGGAGGAGGAGGAGACCCCGCCGCCGCCCACCGCCCGCCGCUCCCUGCGCCUUCCGCGGCUCCCGCUGCUGUGGCCGCCGCUGCCUCCCCAGCCAAGCUGCCCAGUCACCAGCCCCUCGAGCCCAGUGCCACAAUGGCAACUGCACCUUACAACUAUUCCUACAUUUUUAAAUACAUCAUUAUCGGCGAUAUGGGUGUAGGAAAAUCGUGCUUACUCCAUCAGUUUACAGAAAAGAAGUUUAUGGCAGAUUGUCCCCAUACAAUUGGAGUCGAGUUCGGUACCAGGAUAAUUGAAGUUAGCGGCCAGAAAAUUAAGCUGCAGAUCUGGGAUACGGCGGGACAAGAGAGAUUCAGAGCUGUCACACGGAGCUACUACAGAGGCGCCGCAGGAGCCCUUAUGGUUUAUGACAUCACUAGAAGAAGUACGUAUAACCAUUUAAGCAGCUGGCUGACGGACGCAAGGAAUCUAACUAACCCAAAUACUGUGAUCAUCCUUAUAGGAAACAAAGCAGAUCUGGAAGCCCAGAGAGAUGUGACAUAUGAGGAAGCCAAACAAUUUGCUGAAGAGAAUGGCUUGCUGUUUCUUGAAGCGAGUGCAAAAACAGGCGAGAACGUGGAAGACGCGUUCCUAGAAGCCGCCAAGAAAAUCUACCAGAAUAUCCAAGACGGGAGCCUGGAUCUGAACGCGGCCGAGUCAGGGGUACAGCACAAGCCUUCAGCUCCACAGGGCGGCCGGCUAACCAGCGAACCCCAGCCCCAAAGAGAAGGCUGUGGCUGCUAGUGACCUCGGUUCCCUGGCUCUGUUUGUGACCUUUCACCUCUGUCAAGAGCAGUGCUUUUUUGGGGGGGCUGCUUCCGUUUUCCUCUGCACAUCUUACCAGGUUUAAUUAAAACUCCCGAGGCGCAAGAGUUUAACACAGUACUAAACUGCUAAAGAGUAAAAUAAAGAGAAAAAAACUUAGAUGUAAUCAGGUUAUCAAAGGCAAGUAGAGUCAUCCCCCAUCCCUGCAUGGUAAAUCUAGGCGUCUUUAUUCCCCCCCCCUCCUCUCCCCUCCCCAUAAUCGAUUGUCCUUGUGAAUAGAUGUCACCGAUUCAUGAUUUACAAAACAGAGCUCUGAAUGCUGGACCUCAUGAUUUUCUCUCUCUCUCUCUCUCCCCCCCACCUCUUUUUCUCUCUCUCUCUCUCUGUUUCUCGUAAAGUUUAACUUUGUUAGCUUCUGCUUUUCUCUCCCGAUCUGUAACUGGUCUGUCCUUUUUAGUAACAAAAAAAAAGGGAAAAAAAAAGGAUAAAAAAGAU
Molecule: messenger RNA, 1409 nt
Organism: Pseudonaja textilis
Lineage: Eukaryota; Metazoa; Chordata; Lepidosauria; Squamata; Elapidae
Gene: RAB14
Product: RAB14, member RAS oncogene family
Biological process (GO): phagosome maturation; endocytic recycling; Golgi to endosome transport
Cellular component (GO): recycling endosome; trans-Golgi network; phagocytic vesicle
Molecular function (GO): GTPase activity; GTP binding
Source: RefSeq, a predicted model, not a curated record